AUGUCAAAACGAUUGAAAAAUUACCCAGAUCCAAUGGAGGUUGUUGGAACUUAUGGUGCUGAUGCUUUACGAGUGUAUUUGAUCAAUUCGCCAGUGGUUCGAGGAGAAAAUUUACGUUUCCGUGAAAGUGGCGUCAAAGAUGUCCUAAAAGAUGUUCUUCUACCCUGGUAUCAUGCCUACAGAUUUUUCGUACAAAAUGUACAACAUUAUGAAGAUUUCUGCCACAAAGAAUUUGCAUUAAUCGAUCGAGCUAGCAAUGUGAUGGACAGCUGGAUAUUGUCAUUUACGAACAGUUUAUUGAAUUUUGUGCAAAAGGAGAUGAGCGAAUAUCAUCUGUAUGCAGUAGUCGGGCCGCUUACCAAAUAUUUCGACACCCUGACAAAUUGGUACAUACGUCUGAAUCGAUUACGAAUCAGGGGUGAUGCUGGUGUUGAACAGUGUGAGCUGAGCUUAUCAACGCUGGGUCGUGUACUGCUGCUGAUUGUUCGUCUCAUGGCACCGUUUACACCCUUCUUCUGCGAUCAUUUGUGGCAAAAUCUUCGGCAUAUUUCUUCUUCCGGUAGUGAAUCAGUGCAUUUCGAAUCAAUUCCCCAGCCACGGGAUGAUCUUAUCUGUGAAUCGCUGGAGCGAAGUGUUGCCGCGAUGAGAACAGUGAUUGAUCUUGUGCGAUUUUUGCGGGAAAGAAAGACAAUUCCUCUUAAAUAUCCACUGAAGAGUUUGGUGGUCGUAAAUCGCAGUAAGCAAUUUCUGGAUGAUGUUAUUUCGCUGCAAAAAUACAUCUUGUCGGAAGUGAAUGUGCGAAAAUUAACAGUCUCGCAAGACAAGGAAAAGUAUGGUUUGCAUCUGAAAGCUACGCCGAAUUUCCGUGUACUUGGUGCAAAAUUGAAAGGAGACAUGAAAAAAGUUAUCAACUAUCUUAAGGAUAAAGUAACUGAUGAAGAAUUGGAAUCGUUUGCUGAAAAAGGUGUGCUUACUGUUUUGGGCUAUGAUUUGUCACAUGAAGAAGUGAAUUUGUCAUACAUAAGCAAUGUCAUGAACGCCAGCGGGGAAGAGUGUGCAGCACAUUCCGAUGGCCAGGCUAAUUUGAUGUCAGUGGACAAAGCUACGGCGUAUUGCGAAGUGGAUCCCCCAACGCACCAUCUCAGUGAUGUUAUCAUAUCACAUAGCGAAUAUAUUGAAAAUAUCACAAGCACUCCCGUAGUUUUAUCUGCUUUACCAGAAGCUACAACGCCAAUCGCAACAUUUAGCAGUGCUGUCAAGGAUGCAACCCUAAAGUUAUAUUUGGUAUCAGAAAAACCCUGCGCAGCAGCACCGACAAUAAUGGUACAUUAUGGCGCCGAGGAGCGUCGUAUUUUGCUCCAAGCUGGCGACAUGACACUUACCUACAACCGGCUACUUUAUGAAAUUCGAGCACUGUUCUCGCUAUGGUCUAAGCCGAAACUGCUACUUUCGCUGGAACCACCCCCGGCUUCUUCGUUUUUAUCGUCAACCUCUUCUUUAGUUGAACUUGCGAACAAAACUGUCUACGUUAUAACGUGA
Messenger RNA from Gongylonema pulchrum, 1539 nucleotides. The record is from the annotation of a GenBank genome assembly. NCBI's taxonomy places the organism in Eukaryota, Metazoa, Nematoda, Chromadorea, Rhabditida, Gongylonematidae.